This is a messenger RNA of Betta splendens (Siamese fighting fish), 3299 nucleotides long. RefSeq names its product DAZ associated protein 2 (gene dazap2). The transcript has 4 exons. The record is from RefSeq and is a predicted model, not a curated record. The coding region runs from base 148 to 657 and encodes 169 amino acids. Lineage: Eukaryota; Metazoa; Chordata; Actinopteri; Anabantiformes; Osphronemidae.
ACGUCACCACUUCCACAACAACAAGAAGCUGAAAAACAAGGAAGUGAAUGAUUGUGAAGCAGUCGUAACCUGUUCUAAGGCCGUGAGAAGACACGCAGAGUUUCCGACUAAUCUGACACUACCCAGCAUCCGAACCAGCCCAGAACAAUGAGCAACAAAGGUUCCUAUCCACAGCAGGCUGUGUACCCUCAGCAGAGCACUGCACCUGUAUACCCCCCUGCUAUGCAAAUGUCUCCUCAGGCACCUCCUUACACAGACACACCACCUGCAUAUUCUGAGAUAUACCAGCCCAGAUAUGUGCUUCCACCUCAGGUGCCUGGUCAGGUGCCUCAGAUGUCAUCCCCCUAUCCUGGUGCUCAGGUGUUUAUGCCCAUGCAGCCACACAUGCCUGUUGGACCAGUGGGCCAGAAUGUCCCGAUGGCUUACUACCCCAUGGGGGCUGUGUACCCACCCGGUUCAACAGUGAUUGUGGACGGUGGGUUUGAUGCUGGUGCUCGCUUUACAACAGGCAGCAGUGUUUCCAUUCCACCCCCACCUCCUGGACAUCCCCCCAACGCAGCUCAGCUGGCUGCCAUGCAGGGUGCCAAUGUUGUAAUGACACAGCGCAAGAAUAACUUCUUCCUGGGUGGAUCCAGUGGAGGUUAUACCAUCUGGUAACAGCAACUCCUCAACUUCUCCCUCAUGCCUAAUCCGUGUCCCCAUCCCAAAUGAUGCCCCCGUUUCUUCCCCAUCCUAUACGGCUCCCUCUUCAGGCUGCUUGGCCAUGCCACAAUACUGAUAUCACCUAACGGAAUGUAAUAUUUUAGAGCCCUGACUAAAGGUACAGUACUCCACUUCUGACCUAGAGAUCAAUUAAUAUGUGCGAUUGCCUGGAGAUGAUAAAUGCAGAUCUUUGUUUAGACAAAUGUCAUAGAAUCAUUCCAUAAAUCUUCAUUGGCUUUAACAACUGUGGUCAUUUAAGAUUGGACCGUUUAAGCAGGCAUUUGUUAGAGAGACCUGGUCUCCUUGAUUGAUUACAUCACAAACUAAAACUAUUUGUACACCUGUAAAGUUAUUUACAUUAAAUGUUUAAAUAUGAGACCCAUGUUAUAUAGUUUAGCUGCUUUAUGGUGAAAGUGAAUUGCAGUAGCAAAGUUUCAGUCAAAGCUCGAAAAAAGAAAUCUUCACUUGUCUUUUUUGAAAACCUUUAGUGUAGUUUAACUAUUAGAUGUGUAAUAGUCCCAUGUAUAUUCCAGUAUGACCAUUAUUAAAAUUAUAUCUCUACUAUACAAAAAAUCUGCAUCUUGGAUGCUUUUAGCUAGAAUUGUCUUGUGUUUUGCACAGUGUCUGAAAUACCACUGACAGAUUGUCAAAAUUAAAUCACUUGUAAAUUAAACAAAUAAAAUUAAAGCAAGUAAUUAAAAAAAUGAUUCCAUGAAAUAUUCAAAGUGGUUUACUGUACCUUUUUGGGCACCUUGUAGAUGAACAUAGUCAAGUGCCAAAGAGCACUGGGGAUAUCCCUAAUUUAAAGCAAAUUAACUUCAGUAAACUUAAAGGAAAGAAAUUUAAAUAAAUCCAAAUAGUAGGUUGAAUGAGAAGGGGUGGUUGGUGUAACAUUUUAGCUUAUAUGCCUCCUGUUUUCAGUCGGAUACCCAGAGUCUAUACACUAAAUGUUUGUAGUACUCGUUUCACAAACUACACUGUUGUGCUUCAGUAUGAUUAAACCAGUUUUUCAAAGUAUUUCUUUAUAGUAGAGGAAUGUCACCUUUGUAAUAGCAUUAGUUUGUAGUUCAUUCUCCAAGGUUGCGGGGACGUAAUUAAAUAUUUCAGUGUUGUUGUUUUUUUUAUUAUUUCUUCAUUAGUUUUUCACUUUCAGGUGAUUGACAUGCAUCGAUGGGCUGAUACAAUUAUUCGUAUAACCAAUGAGCUGGUUGUACCAAAGAUUUGGUCUGCAAUGCAUUCAUGUUUGGUUGUGACUUAAAAUUUUUUAAACGUCACAAUUUGAAGGUGAACAUAUCAUGGAAUAAGCAGUUGUAGGAUUGUUGGCACACAGAACCCUCACUCUGAGAUGACUGCAGUAGAUAAUUAUGUUGAUGUCACUUUACGUGGGACAGUUGCAUCUUUGCGUUGUUGCGUACUUUUGCACCUUUGCUAUGUACAAAUUUGAUUCAAACUUUUUAUCUGGGAUGCACUGCUAAGCAAAUCUGAAACGUUGCAGAUAAAGGGGCUACUUUUUUUAAAGAAAUCCUGAUUUCAUGUCUUUAUAAAGGAAGCUGUGACAUUUUUAAACAUUCUACAUUUAAAAUUCUUCUUAAUCAUCACAUUUAUUCCAUUGUAACGAUAUGUCAGGAUGUGUCGUUGUUCAGUAGAGCAUGAUAAUGUAUGCAAAGUGUUUGCAACGGCGAUAUAUAUAUAUAUAUAUAUAUAUAUAUAUAUAUAUAUAUAUAUAUAUAUAUCGCUGUCAGCAUAAUUGUUCAUUUAAAGACAAUUUUGUGCUGCUAAUUAAACAGUUUUAGAGUCUUUACAAAAUAUGUUAUCCUGCAAACGUCAAUAAGGCAUCUAACACUACACAGGUCAGUAUGGAUACCAUCAAUAUUUGUGGAUAUUUUUAAUUUCUGGUGUGUUGUAGCGCCUGAGUCACUGGGUAUCCGACAUGCCAUCAGGUUUUAAGAGCUGUGGCCCUGAGACAAGCCCUGUUGCUGUCGACCAACAUUAAGCACGUGGCGAGUCUGAUUCGAGUCGGAAAAAGUAGCCUGAAAACCCGUUUCAUUCAUGCGACGAGCCUUCGCUGUGCCAUUUAUACGCAAACUACUACUCCAGAUGUGACAGAAGUCACUGAAGUGUCAAAAUGGCUCAUUUUCUCCAGAUUUGCCAGAGAAGAGGCCACAGCUAUUAAAACUUCCACCAUACAGUUCAUUAAGUGUUUUCCUUAUUUUCCAUCUCUGCUCUGAUAGUAACAGCAUAAUGGUGGUUUUGUCUCAGCAAUAUGAAGUACUGUAAACUACCGCUGACCAGUAGAUGCUAUGCCAACCACAGCCAGCAAAUGGAUCACUCUGUUGAAGGAAUAUGGACAUUUAUAGUUCAGGGAUUCUCUUUACAAUAUUUUGUAAAAUAGAUGUAUGUACUAAAGUGAUGUGAUGGACUUUGGUACACAUUCUAUCUUUUAAGAUUACUAAAGGAGAUGAGUGUCACUACAGUUUGCUGAGACAUGUCAAAGAUGGAAUACUUUGAAAAAGAACUUAGGUGCACUUAACUUUUUUAUACUAAACUUAAAAUUUAAAAUGUAAGUUUAGAAUAAAGGUUAUUUUGGAAAUUUGAAA